UGAUCUCACAUCUGAAACAUGGCUACAGAUUGGCUGGGCAGUAUUGUGUCCAUCAACUGUGGAGAUAGCUUGGGUGUCUAUCAGGGAAGAGUGUCAGCGGUGGAUCAGAUCAGCCAGACCAUCUCUCUGACUCGGCCUUUCCACAAUGGAGUGAAGUGCCUCGUGCCAGAAGUCACCUUCAGGGCAGGCGAUAUUACGGAAUUAAAAAUUCUGGAGAUACCAAGUCCUGGAGAUAGCCAACAUUUUGGAGAUCUUCAUCAGACAGAAUUUGGCCCCUCUGGUGUUGGGUACCAAGUGGGUAUCAAUCAGAAUGGCAUGGGCAAGUUGGUCAAAAAGCCAACCUCCUCCAGCAGUGCCCCUCAGAACAUCCCUAAGAGGACAGAUAUGAAGAGCCAAGAUGUUGCCAUUUCCCCACAACAGCAACAGUGCUCAAAAAGCUAUGUGGACAGACACGUGGAAUCCUUGAGUCAGUCCAAAAGUUUCCGUCGUCGGCACAACUCUUGGUCAUCUAGUAGCAGGCACCCAAAUCAGGCGACUCCAAAGAAAAGCGGCUUAAAGAAUGGCCAGAUGAAGAAUAAAGAUGACGAGUGCUUCGGGGAUGACAUCGAGGAGAUCCCAGACACAGAUUUCGAUUUUGAAGGGAACCUGGCCCUUUUUGACAAGGCAGCUGUAUUUGAAGAGAUUGACACUUAUGAGAGGAGAAGUGGUACUCGUUCCCGGGGCGUCCCAAAUGAAAGGCCUGCUCGGUACCGCCAUGAUGAGAACAUCCUGGAGUCAGAGCCCAUUGUCUACCGAAGAAUCACAGUGCCCCACAACGUCAGCAAGGAGUUCUGCACUGACUCUGGCCUGGUUGUCCCAAGUAUUUCCUAUGAGCUGCAUAAAAAGCUGUUAUCCGUGGCUGAGAAGCAUGGACUGACUCUGGAGCGGAGACUGGAGAUGACAGGCGUCUGUGCCAGUCAGAUGGCACUGACCCUCCUUGGAGGACCCAACAGGUUGAAUCCCAAAAAUGUUCACCAGAGGCCUACAGUGGCCCUGCUAUGUGGGCCCCAUGUGAAGGGGGCUCAGGGUAUCAGCUGUGGAAGGCAUCUAGCCAACCAUGAUGUCCAGGUCAUCCUCUUCCUGCCCAACUUUGUCAAGAUGCUAGAAUCCAUCACCAAUGAGCUGUCUCUCUUCAGCAAAACCCAAGGCCAACAAGUAUCCAGCCUCAAAGAUCUCCCCACCAGCCCUGUGGACUUGGUGAUCAAUUGCCUGGAUUGCCCUGAGAAUGCCUUCCUACGGGACCAGCCCUGGUACAAGGCAGCUGUGGCCUGGGCCAACCAGAACCGGGCACCAGUACUCAGCAUAGACCCUCCUGUGCAUGAAGUUGAACAGGGCAUCGAUGCCAAAUGGUCACUAGCACUGGGUCUGCCUCUGCCACUGGGGGAUCACGCAGGCCGUGUCUAUCUGUGUGACAUUGGCAUUCCCCAGCAGGUGUUCCAGGAGGUGGGCAUCAACUACCACUCACCCUUUGGCUGCAAGUUUGUCAUCCCACUGCACUCUGCCUAGAGGGGCUUGGGGUAGGCUGGCAGGUCCCCUGCUGAACUUGACAACGAACGCCUUAAGGAUGUGAA
Molecule: messenger RNA, 1610 nt
Organism: Orycteropus afer afer
Lineage: Eukaryota; Metazoa; Chordata; Mammalia; Tubulidentata; Orycteropodidae
Gene: EDC3
Product: enhancer of mRNA decapping 3
Biological process (GO): deadenylation-independent decapping of nuclear-transcribed mRNA; P-body assembly
Cellular component (GO): P-body
Molecular function (GO): mRNA binding
Source: RefSeq, a predicted model, not a curated record